This is a messenger RNA of Paramuricea clavata, 5353 nucleotides long. The record is from the annotation of a GenBank genome assembly. Lineage: Eukaryota; Metazoa; Cnidaria; Anthozoa; Malacalcyonacea; Plexauridae.
UGCAAGAUUAGUUGAUAAUCUUAUAUUUUGUUAAUCAAUUUAGUACCCCCUUAUUCAGUUGCAUCCCCACCCCCGUACACAGAUGAGCCCCCACCCUACACGCCCUCGGCAAUGUACAACACAGAUCCAACGAUCGUCUGCCGAGUUUGUCAACAGUUAAUUCCAAUUCGAGGAAGAGAAAACCAGAGAGUCAUAAAAUGCUCAAAUUGUCAGGAAGCAACGGUAAGUGCUUAUAAUAAUUAAGUACUUUAAUUUAAUUUGUAAAUAAAACUAACUUUAUUCUUUGUCAGUUGCAUCCAGUGUAACUGCUAGAGCGUAAAAAAAAACCUGUGGUUCCGGUUUCAUAUCGCGAAAAAAUUAGGGUCGGUAGGUCGGAAAUAAUUUUUUUUUUGAAUAUUUUUUUCAUGGUUUUUUCAAUAAUUGGUGUGACAACAGACGCCAUUUUGGAAGCAGCCCGCAACCACCCGGAGAAAAUAGGGUCGCAUGGUCAAUCGCGUCACAGAGUAGAGACAUACAGAGACGUAACUAGUGUACCCACUUUUUUUGUGUGCAUGCUCGGCAAGUUACUAGAUGCAUGCAUCUGAUUGGAUGACGACCUGAUGACGACUCACUUUAAACUUGCUGAGCACGCGCAGUUGAUCAUUUUUUGCCCGAUCGCCUGAAAAAAGUGGGUACAUGAUAACGUAAUCUUCCACAGUGUUUACAAUGGUCAGUUACGUCUCUGUAUGUCUUAUCUACUCUGUGAUCGCGUUGAAAAAAUAAUAGGGUCGGUCGGGAACCGGAACCACAGGUAUUUUUUUUACGCCUAGAGGAAGUUUGAGUACCUUUAGUGUAACUGCUAGAGGAAAUUCGAAAACAUGCAGAGUUUGCUAUAGUGAAACAGGUAGUAGUGAUUGAUUGAUUGGAAUCAGGCCAAUAUUUCCCCAAUUGUUGAGAAAAUACGAACUUUAAAAAUUAUAUACAUUGUGCCUUGAUGCAUGUUGCAUGUACAAACGUUCAACCUGAAUCCGCUUUUUUAUGAAAAAAAAUCAAAUAUGUAAUCACUCACACAAAAGGUAGCAUUGGUGUGGAGCAAACCAGUGCCGUGACGAAAAGAUAUGAAAUGUGUCAUUUAUGAACAGUUUUACUCUACAUAAUAAACUUUGGUUGUAGUAACGUUAUGUUGAGUGACAUCACCUUGUCAACUGACUUUAUGUCAUCGUUAUAAAAUCGGUAUCAGAAUCGGAUAGACUGUUGCGUGAAUAAACUAGAAUAUUUAAUCGGUAUUUUCCAUUGUGGCACAAUUUGUCAAUCAUUAACAGGAAGCACUCCCUUUCUUGCCAAAUUUCAAAAUACAGUGUUUAAUUAAUAUUUAUGUUUUAGCCGAUCAAACCACCCCCGGAAGGCAAAAAAUACAUCAGAUGCCCCUGCAAUGCUUUGCUAACAUGUAAAGUUACUUCAACAAGAAUAUCUUGUCCUCGAACAGACUGGUAAGAAUUGGUCUUUGCAAAAUCUACACCACAAGGCAAGAGGUUGUACGAGUGUACAUUUAACAAUAUAUUUUCUAUUGUAGCAAGCGUAUCAUUACGGUCGGAUCUGCAGUACCCAGUACAUCACAUGUGAUCAUUGCCAGUCCCAAUCUUGCUCAUGAAAUGAGAGUACGAGUCAGUUGCGGACACUGCAAUGAAAUAUUUAUCGUAAGUAAAUGUUUACCAAAGUAUAAAUUGUCAACUUUUCAAAACUGCAACAUUAAUGUUUUUAAAAGUUUGAUGAGUGACAUUAACCCACUGAGUUGCAUUGCAUCCCGCUUUAUUAUUUACUCUGUCUAAUGCCAGAUGAUUUUAAUUUGUUGCUCGAUAGGUUCAUACCCGCCUGGAAAGUCCUUGAAUUGGGGACAAAAAUCCUUGCCAUUUUCAAAGAUUUUUCCCAGUUCUAGGUCCUUGAAUUUACUGAAAAAUGCCUUGAAAGUCCUGCAAAAGCCCUUGAAUUUCACCUUCACCAAAGGGUGAACCAUUCUAAUUAAUUUGUAAUAAAUAUUUUUAUUUUUAUAGUUCCGAAAUACGGCACAUCUGGCUCGAUGCCCGCACUGUCACAGGAUGUAAGCAGUUUAUUCAACAGUAUAUACUGCUUGAAAAAAUAUUGCUUUUGGCAAACUUUUUUAUUUCAUUUCAAAUCUAGUCUUUACCACUAGCUGUUCAAAUUGAAUUUCCUUUCCAUUUAGUUCUUCAGUUGGUUCAAGGUUUGCAAGAAACAGAGCUUUAGUGUUCGCCAUGAUUGGUCUACUCUUCUUAGCUGUCGGAGUUGGAGUUACCGUAAGUUCAAAGCUUGUUUUUGACAAAUACAAACAUUUAAAAUUCUGGAGUAAGGUGCAUCCCACGUUGUUAUUUUACUCUGUCUAUCGCCCGAUGAUUUUACUUGUCAGCGGGAGAGUGCUGCUACGCAAUGGGUUAACAUUUUUGUGUUUUGUCAAGGUCGCAACCAUGGCAAUGGCCUCGAAAAAUGGAGGUUGGUUGAUUUUAUUUUUUGCAAAGAAGGCAGUAUGAUAUAUAAUUUAUGGGUGUUUCAAGUGACAAAUAAUAGUGUAGUUUUACAUGUACUAGUUAAAACAUGAGCAGCCGAUCUUUAUCUGAUACACAAACUUGAGCCGAAGGCGAGAGUUUGUAUAUCAGAUAAAUAUUAGAUGUGAAUGUUUUAAUGUACUUAAAAAAUGACCCAUCUUACGAGUGCAUUGGUGAAGUAAUUUUAAAAAUAAACAUUGUCUAUGCUGAGAAAAUCAAAGUUGAAGUUUAUGUAAAUUAGGAAAAAUCUUUAUCCGAUUUACACACAUUGAUUUAAACAUUCAUUUCUUUUGUCUGUUCCUCAUGAAUUAUUAAUGUUACGUACAUAUAGUACUACUGCUGUGCGAAUGUCCUGAUUUGAUAAUUGAAAUUGAAUAAAACAAUUAAAUUUUUUUCUACCUUAUAGGUAUCUAUGUCGUUUGGGUUGGUAAGUAUUACUCUUUGAAAUAUUUUUUGUUACUGCUUUCAAAAGUGAAAAAGAAUAUAGAAAAUUUCAUGAAAAUUAUUUAGUGAUAUUAUAUGAACUUAGGCUUUGUUUACAAACAGCCUGCUGCCAAGGCACCAAACUAAUUUUCAAAUUAGCACGACCAGGCAUGUUAACAUUGAAAAAAUUUGAUUUAUGCAAUGUGCUAUGACUGAACUUAGAAUUAGAUAAGUAAUUGGCUCAUAGCAUGGUGUAUUCCAAGCUUUAAUUGACCACUUUAUUUCUUUAGUUUUAAUAAUUUCUCUGCUUCUAUUCUGUUUCCAGGCGCGUUCAUCGCUGGUCUGUUAAACCUCAUUCGCAGCUGCUACUAUUGUACAAUGACGGUUAGCCAAACUGAAGGAACUAUUUAAAGCUGGUGUUGUGUGUGAACCGUCGAAAUGAAACGAACUUGACCCCUCUGCAAAGAGAUCGCACCUGUACAGUCAGUCAGCAUGGCCACUUUUUAUGAAUUUUAUAUAACCUAAUUUGCACAGCAUAGAUUUUUAUUAGAAUAUGCAGAAUAACUGAGUCAUAUACUAACUUAUCACAAGUAAAAUCAACUUGCAAAAAUAUGUAGGCAUACAAGACGGGGUGAGGGGGAGGGGGGGACAACUGCCCCCCAAAUGCUGGGGAAAAUUUUAAAAAGUUCUGGCAAAUAUAUCAUAAAAUAUGUUAAAUUUAGGUUAUUUCAUUACAAUACUCAUUACAUAUACUGUAUAUUGGGGCAAGAUUUCAAGUCCCCAUGGAGAGGAUCCCCCUGUACGCUUAUGUCUAUAGUUGAACUUGGAACUUAUUUGCUGUUGAUCUGGCUAUGAAACUUAAUCUAGCUAGUUGAUAAUAUAGUAAGUACAACACAGGAAAAACAAUUUCUAGUACCAGAGUGACUAAAUUGUUUGAUACAGUAUGUAUCGAUUUUGUGUUUGGUGGCCAGUACCACUGGUGGAAAAUAUUUUUUCUCAGUGCUCAAAAUUUUCUGCAAAAGAUUAUAAUAUAAUAUCAUGGGGAACUGUCUUUUUUACCUCACAUGAAGCAAUAUAUCUUUAAGAUUGAUAAGGCAUGGCAUACAAGAUAACUCCUGAAAUAAUCAUAGUAGUUGCAGUCUCACAGGAUUACACAAUAUGAAUAUUUUCAUUCCCAACUGUUCCGAUGUAAUUUAGGUAUCGACUUAGCAGAUUAAUCUGGUAUUCAAUCAUUUCAAUAAUAUGGUAUUUAGUGAUUUAGGUAUUCAAUUGGUGUAAUUUUCUACCCUGCUGGCAGUGGUUUCUGAGCUGAGGAGAAACCACUUUCUCCCUCGCUGCCGAAGCUCAGCUCAGAAAUCACUGCCAGCAGGGUAGUAAUUUUCAGAAGUGGUUAUCAAACAUCAAAAAAUGUCUGAAAAAUUAGGCAAAAAUGUAGAUCAGGGAACCAUUUUUUCCACCUCUUGACAAGCACUGAAGCACAUGUAUUAUGCACUCAUAAAGAGUCAGUACAAUGAGGAAUGUCCUUGAUCAGUUUUACUGUAAAAUCACAUGGGCAGUUUUGUAGAAAGUAUUGAAUUUUCUCAAUGACAAAAUUAAUAUAAUAUAUGUAGCAUCAUUUUCAUCCAAACUCUUUUUUUCAUGUGUAUAUCAUGUCAUGUAGAUUUUACUGUAAAUGAACAAAUAAAAUGUGAUUCGUUAUAAUUUUGUAUUUCCUUGAAAGUUUGCGUGGCGAUAUCUACUAUUUAAAACACGAGUAGGAGUGUUUUAUCAAGUAUUUAACGCGAGGCAAGUCUGAUAAAACACGACAACGAGUGUUUUGAAUAGCUUAAAAUACGACUACAAAAGAAUACUAAUUAGGAUGAACAAUUAUAUAAAGAAUACUAACGAAGAAGAAUUUGAUCAGAUAUAAAGUCACUCCACGUGACAUAUGGCUGACAUGAUUUGCCACAGGUUUAUGAAUUAUUAAUGAUAUUUUAAUAUAAUAAAGACGCCCUAUACACCCUUUUCAUAAAUGGCUGCCGAUUAAAAAUUCUUUUAUGUGCAUAUAAAUUGCCCAACUAGCCUCGUACUCAUGUUAGGAUUUCAAAGGAAUUUCUACCCAGAAAGAGGCUAGUUGGGCCACGGUUUGGCCAAUUUAUAUGCACAUAAAAGAAUUUUUAAUCAGCAGCCAUUUAUGAAAAGGGUGUAUAGACCGUUUCCAAAAAUGAUUGUCGUUCUUUUGUCUUUCGAAAAUUAGUUUCAAUCAAGGUAAUCGCUACCGCCUUAUAUAAUACUUCAAGACUGAAAACAGUUUUACAUAGUAUAGAUAUAAUACAAUGUAUUCUCUUUGUGAAAUUACUGUAAAUGUUAAAAAUACCCAAGGUUAUACUAGUUUAUUGGCCUGGUAAUGCAAG